ACUGCGCAGGUGGGUACCCGGUACUAGGUUACCUACAUAUCACAGGGUGGUCUGCUCGUAGACAUACAUGUAGGGCAAGCCACCAAGCCAAAGAUCACGACCUCACCUCCUCACCACAUCAUAUACCCUAGUUGCAUCUUUCGCGAUGCCAGCCGAUUCCGCACAACCAGAACCUGCCCAGCUUGACAAGCAUGGCUAUCUAUUCGGGCAAAAAAUCGCAGCCUCCCUGUCGCCCUUGUUCCACAGCGUGAUAUUCAAGGAACUCGGGCUCAAAUGGGAGCAGUCCCGAUUAGACUCGGCAGACAUCCCGCAUUUCUUGACACUGAUCAAAGAUCCCAACUGUUUCGGAGCAUCCGUCACCAUGCCGAACAAGAUCGGCAUAAUGCAGCACCUGGAGGAGCUGACGGACGAGUGCCGCGACGUCGGCGCCUGCAACACCAUCUACUACAAGCCGGGGCCCUGCGGCCGGCGCAUCGUCUGCGGCACCAACACGGACGUCGUCGGCGUGCGCGAGUCCUUCUACCGGAACGUCUCGGACCCGGACGCCGUGUUCCACCACAAGCCGGCGCUGGUCAUCGGCGGCGGCGGCGCGGCCCGCAGCGCCGUGUACGCGCUGCGGAGGUGGAUGCGCGCGACGCGGAUCUACCUCGUGAGCCGCGACCGGGCCGAGGUCGACGCCGUCACGUCCGACUGCGCGGCGCGGGGCUACGGCGACACGCUCGUGCACGUCGCGAGCGCGGAGCAGGCUAGGGGCCUGCAGGUGCCGGGGGCCAUCGUGUCGUGCGUGCCGGACUUCCCGCCCGUGACGGCGGAGGAGAAGGCGGCGCGCGAGGUCGUGGAGGCGUUCUUGGGCAUGGAGGCCAAGGGGUGCGUGCUCGAGAUGUGCUACAACCCGACGCCGUACACGGAGCUGGGGGCCCUUGCGGAGCGCGCGGGGUGGCAGGUCAUACUGGGGACGGAGGCGAUGAUAUGGCAGGGUUUUGAGCAGGCGAAGUACUGGACUGGGUUAAAUGUGGAUGAUUUGCCGCAAAAUUUAGUAAAGGAGGCUAUCGCUAAACAUUUGGUGCAAAUUGCUCGAGUGUAAGGCCAUCUCAGCUGAGAUGUCUGGAUAGGUCGGUCCCUAGUAUCAAUAGAACGUGAGAGCAUUCAAUGUUUUUCAUCCUUGGCAAUCUCCCUUGAAGCUCUCAUAGGUACGCUACAUCAUAAAUGUAUGCAAGGCCAGCAGUAGUGCAUCGCCGAAUUCUCAGGUAUAGUAUUUGAUACAUGCACUAUGCCAUCGUUUCCGUCCCCUCCCGCCAAC
Molecule: messenger RNA, 1300 nt
Organism: Hypoxylon fragiforme
Lineage: Eukaryota; Fungi; Ascomycota; Sordariomycetes; Xylariales; Hypoxylaceae
Product: quinate dehydrogenase
Exons: 3
Coding region: 146-1084 (312 amino acids)
Biological process (GO): chorismate biosynthetic process; shikimate metabolic process
Molecular function (GO): shikimate 3-dehydrogenase (NADP+) activity
Source: RefSeq, a predicted model, not a curated record